Meloidogyne enterolobii is the source of this 922-nucleotide messenger RNA. Lineage: Eukaryota; Metazoa; Nematoda; Chromadorea; Rhabditida; Meloidogynidae. The record is from the annotation of a GenBank genome assembly.
CAAAAUGGAACAACAACAACAAAAUAAUAAUAUAAAAAUAAACUCGAGAAAACAAAGAAAUGAUGUUAUUCCGAUUGAAUUGCUUAGUGAUGUAUUCAAAUCAUCCAAUGUUUCAUUAAAAGAAUUAAAAACGUCUUCAAGACAUUUGUGGAAAGAAAUUUAUGAACCGCUCUCUCUGCCUUCGAGUAUCAAGAGUAUGGAUGAACUUAAAAAGAAACUUAAGCAAGUUGUAAUCUUCAAAAACAUGGAAGAAGGUGGACUCAUAAAAUAUUGGCAUAAAGUUGCUAAAAAUAUUUUAACCUCUUCUGGAAUUGUUUAUUCUCUUGUAGGAGAAAGCUUUAGAAAAAUGAAGCUUAUUUUAAUGUCCGAACAAAAACAACUGGGACAGCAGGCACAAGAUUCUGUAAACGAAUUAAUUGUGUCGACUGGUGCAGCAGAUCUUCUCAAAACGCUGAUAGAUCGUGACUCUCGCCCACUUUUAUUAAAAGCACUUCAUCACAUUGAAUCACAAAAUAAAAAAAACAAGCAACUUUUGAAGUGGGUUAAGAAGCAGGCCCAACAAUUGGAACAACAAGGUAGUUUAGACAAGGAGAUGAUUGCUGAAGUCCGUAAUUUCUUCAGUAUGCCGCCUUAUGAGGAAACUGAUUCAGUCAAGGAAACGUUGACGAGAAGCAAAAGUAAUCCAUCUAAGCCAAACAACAGCCCAAUCAAAUGCAAGGAUUGUGGAGGUUCGUAUGCUACUCAAAAAAGUUUUAAACAACAUUUUGGUCAUCGACCACACAUAGAGGCUGUAAAAGCCAAGAAACGUCAAAGAGAGGCUGAAGAAGGGGAUCAGAAAAGUAAAGGUGGUGAAGAACCUGAACAGGAGGAAUUGGAUGAUGAUCCGUUAGCUCCUUCAUCUUCAAAAAAGGUUGCUCGUUAG